AUGGCCUCCAUCUCCAAAGACACCGACGAGAAGUCGCCCGUCGCCUAUGAAUCUGUCGAAGAAACAGCAAAGGAUGAAGCGCCCAUCGCCGCCAUGGAGGAGUUGGGCCAGGGCGGAUUCGAUGAGAAGGCGACUAAACGACUUCUCCGCAAGAUUGACUGGAAUCUCCUCCCGCUCAUCACGGUUCUCUAUCUCUUUCUCGACAGGACAAACAUCGGCAACGCCCGACUGGCCAAUCUCGAAGAGGAUCUCAACAUGACGGGCCUGGACUACAACAUUUCCCUGGCCGUCUUCUUCCCGCUCUAUAUCGCGUCGGAGAUCCCGUCAAAUCUCGCCAUGAAGCGCUUCCGGCCCUCGAUUUGGAUUCCCACCAUCAUGAUCGCUUGGGACAUCACUCAGUGGUAUCGCCGAAACGAGUGCGGACUACGCAUGGCCCUCGUCUUCUCCUCCACGACGUGCGCCGGCGCAUUUGGCGGCUUGCUGGCGCGCGGCAUCGUGGAGAUGGAUGGUGUAGGCAACCUUGCAGGCUGGUCCUGGAUCUUCAUCCUCGAAGGCCUCGUCACUGUCGUAUUCGCUGUUAUUGCCUACUUCUUCAUGCACGACUACCCCUCCACCGCCCGAUUCCUCAACGAGAAGGAGAAGAACGAGGUAAUCCGCCGGCUCGAGCACGAUCGAUCCAUCCUCCCCGACGAGUUCGACCUUAAAUACGUCAAGCACGCGCUCAAGGACUGGAAGAUUUGGUGGCACAUGGUCAUGACCAUCGGCCUCUACACGCCGCCGUACGCCUUCGCCCUGUUCGCGCCCACCAUCGUACGGGACCUCGGCUACACCGAUAACUCUGCCCAACUCAUGUCUGCCCCGCCCUACGUCGUCGCCUGUCUUCUCUGCGUUCUCUCCGGCUAUUUUGCCGACAAGCAUGGCCAGCGCGGCAUCUACAUCUUUGGGUUCUCCACACUGUCUGUCAUCGGCUACAUCCUCCUCAUGACAGUACAAAGCGUCCCCGUUCGGUACCUCGCUUGCUUCCUCGUAGCCGGCGGUGCCUUCCCCAACGUACCCCAGAGCGUUGCCUGGAACGGCAACAACAUUGGCGGCUCCGUCAAGCGCGGCGUGGGCAUCGCCAUGCAGAUCGGCUUCGGCAACCUCGGCGGCGUCCUCUCCAGCUUCGUCUAUCGCAACGAAGAUGCGCCGUACUUCGUCCGGGGCCACGGUACGCUUUUGGGGCUGAUGGUCGUGAGCAUGUGCAUGUGCGCCUUCCUGUCCUUUUGGUUCCGGAGGGAAAACGCCAGGCGUGAUAGGACGUACAAGAAGCCGGAGGAGUACACGAUUGAAGAGAUGACGGCGCAUAGGGAAGAGGGAGAUAACGCACCGUUCUUCAGAUAUGUCGUCUAA
Molecule: messenger RNA, 1389 nt
Organism: Parascedosporium putredinis
Lineage: Eukaryota; Fungi; Ascomycota; Sordariomycetes; Microascales; Microascaceae
Source: the annotation of a GenBank genome assembly